UGAAUUUGUUCCCAUUUAACUCCCUUAGGGAUGGAAUUUGAUUAUUAUAUGUAGUCUUAUGUCACACUCUGGCCCAUAAACUAUCUAUCGAUAUGCAAAAUCAUAAUAAUCCGUUGCUCCAUUGUUUUGUGAAAGGACAAGCAUACAAACACACUUUCAUAUUUAUAAUAUUAGUAGGGAUAACUUAAGUGUAAUUCCUAUGCACUGUAAAUAACAAAAAAUGUAUCCUGUUCUCAAGUCAGUUCAGCAUUCAUUGUCAUUGUCAGGGGUGGGUCAGGAACUUCGUAAACCAUUUUGUUAUUAUUUUUCACCUUUUCCCAGAACACAACUUUUCAUCCAGUACAGGUUUUCAGUCACCCUUGUAACGAUAUUCUGUUUGAGUUUGCAAUGAAAGCGGUAGAGCUGUUUAGUGUUGAGACUUGCUAUCACUGGUUGUUUACUCGGAUCACGAGGAAUAUGUGGUAACGUGUUUGCCAAUUUGCUGGCGCUGAGAGUCUUAAGUAACAUCCACACACACACACACGAAGAUGGUUGGCUGAGUGGUUUACCUUGUAUUUGUCGUCAUUUGCGGCAAUGUUUGUUGAUAAGGCUCAGCACAGCUGUUGUCUUAUCAGCUGCGCGGCUGCCUGAGUCCGUGACUUUAGGAGCUUCGUGUCGAAACACGUUUUCUUCGUGGCCGCUGCUUCGGGUUGUUGGGUGUGAGGGAGCUGUCGACCAUUGACUGACCUAGAGUGGAUGUCGCUCGGAACGUAAGGAUGGACGCUGGGAAAAAAUCUGAAAGGCCGGCCAACCCAAGGGCUACUGCAAAUCCACUCUCAGCAGCCUUGUUUAUCUGGACGUGGAAUGUGUUCCGGAAGGGCAUGCACAAGGAGAUGGAGGUGGAGGACCUGUUUGAGCCCCUGAAGGAGCACCGGGCCGACUUGCUCGGGGACAGCUUCGAGAGGGGUUGGAACAAGGAACUGAGCUGUAGGAAGCGUCCGAGCCUGCUGAGGGUUAUAGCCAAGCAGUUCAUCUGGGAGUACGCUGCGUACUGCUUCCCUGUCGUGAUCAUGGAGCUGGUCUUCAGAUUGGCACAGCCCAUGUUCCUCGGCCAGCUGAUCAGGUACUUUGAGCCGGACAGCGACAUCACCCUGAAGAUGGCGUACCUGAACGCGCUGGGGCUGGUCACGUGCAGCGCUGUGUUCAUCUUCGUGCGGCAGCCGUACAUGAUGGCCAUCUUCCACCUGGGCCUCAAGAUAAGGGUCGGCGUCUGCUCCCUCAUCUACAGGAAGUCCCUGCGGCUGACGCAGACGGCUCUUGGGGAGACUACGGUGGGCCAGGUGGUCAACCUGCUGUCCAACGACGUGAGUCGCUUCGAGACGUCCCUGAUCCACUCCCAGUACCUGUGGGUGGGCCCCCUUCAGGCCGUGAUCCUCACCUACUUCAUGUGGCGCUCCAUGGGCGUGUCUGCGGUCAUCGGCGUCGUGGCCACUCUCAGCUUCAUACCUCUGCAAGCGUUCAUCGGCAAGAAGGUGGCCGGGCUGCGAAUGCGCUGCGCGCUGAGGACGGACGAGCGAGUUCGACUCAUGAACGAGAUCAUCUCCGGCAUCCAAGUGAUCAAGCUGUACACCUGGGAGAUCCCGUUUGCCAAGCUGGUGGCCCGCGCCAGGCUAAAUGAGAUUCGGGCGAUCAGAACUGCGUCCUACCUGCGUGCAAUCAUGCUGUCAUUCGAGAGAUUCACCACUCGCCUGACUCUCUUCGUCACCAUCCUCUGCUACGUCUUGAUGGGGAACAUUGUCACUGCAGAGAAGGUUUUUGUUGUUGCAUCGUAUUUCGGUGUCCUCAGAACUACCAUGACAGACUUCUUUCCUCGGGGUAUAUUUCUGGGUGCGGAAACACUAGUUUCCAUCAAGCGUGUGGAGAAAUUCCUUCAGUACGAGGAGCUGGACACCCCUGAGCUGCCCAGCAGCCGGGAGAGCAAUAGCAAGACAGGAGCUGUUUCCAGGAGCGACAGGACUUCCGUCGUGGUACCGCAGACCAAAGAAGAGGAAGCAGCUGUUAACAACCGGCUGGAACACCUGGCCAUCGUUGUCAACGAUGCGACGGCCAAGUGGACGCCCGAGUCCAGCGAGAACACCCUGAGCGACGUCACGCUGAAGGUGUCGGCGGGCCAGCUGCUCGCGGUGAUAGGCCCGGUGGGCUCCGGCAAGACCUCGCUGCUGCUGACGCUGCUGCGGGAGCUGCCUCUAACCGGCGGCUCCAUCGCGGUCAAGGGCAGGAUCUCGUACGCCUCGCAGGAGCCGUGGCUGUUCGCCAGCUCCGUGCGCAACAACAUACUGUUCGGGGAGCCGUACGACAGGAGGCGGUACCAGCAGGUGGUGAAGGCCUGCGCCCUCGUCAGGGACUUCGAGCUGCUGCCGUACGGCGACAGGACGGUGGUGGGGGAGAGAGGUGUGUCCCUCAGCGGAGGCCAGAGGGCGCGCAUCAACCUAGCCAGGGCCGUGUACAAGCCGGCAGACAUAUACAUCCUGGACGACCCUCUGUCGGCCGUGGACGCGCACGUGGGCAAGCACCUGUUCGAGGACUGCAUCUGCGGCUUCCUGAGGAACAAGGCGCGGGUGCUCGUCACCCACCAGCUGCAGUUCCUCAGCCACGUCGACCACAUCGUCAUCCUGAACGAGGGUCGCGUCGAGGCCCACGGCAGCUACGCCCAGCUGCAGGAGAGCGGGCUGGACUUCGCCAAGCUGCUUGGGGACCAGGAGGGAGACAUGUCUGGGGAUGAGGGAGGCCUGGAGGACAUGGGAGCGGUGCUCCAUCACUCCGUCCCCCGCUCCAGGCGACACAGGGAUGUGUCCAUAGGGAGCAGCUCGUCGUCCAUCGAGGUGUGCCUGGGGGAGAAGAUGUCGCCCGAGGACGUGCAGGAGAUGCGCACGCGGGGGAAGAUAGAGCCGGCCACCUACGGGGCCUACCUGCUGGCCAGCCGGAAGUACGCGCUCGUCGCCGCGAUGCUGCUGGGCACCUUCGCGACCCAGGUGCUGUCCAGCGGCUCCGACUACUGGCUCUCCUUCUGGACGAAUACGGAGAGUCGGAGGGCUCUGGCGGAACUCCUGGCCAACAGCACGCAGAACGGCACUGCCGCGGACUCGUCGACAAACUCGACGUACGCAGCUGACGAGGGCAGCGGCGGUGAGCUGAUGACCACGGAGCUGUGCACGUACAUAUUCUCCGGCCUCACUGUGGGGUGCAUCGUGAUGCUUGUGUAUUCGACCUUCCUGUUCUUCUCCCUCUGCAUGAGGUCGUCGGUGAACCUCCACAACAGGAUGUUCGACACCAUCAUUCGCUUGCCGAUGAGGUUCUUCAACAUCAACCCGUCAGGACAGAUUCUGAACAGGUUCUCCAAAGACAUGGGAGCAAUCGACGAACAACUGCCACUAGUACUGAUUGACUGUAUUGCUAUCGCCUUCUUGAUAAUUGGCAUUGUGACGCUGAUCGCAACGGUCAACUACUGGAUCCUGCUGCCCACGGUGUUCGUGGUCAUCAUCUUCUACCUGUUCAGGAUCAUCUACGUUCACACGUCCCGCAGCGUCAAGCGGCUGGAGGGAAUCACGAACAGCCCUGUGUUCUCCCACCUGAAUGCUUCGCUGCAGGGACUCACCACCAUCCGAGCGUUCAAGGCCGAGAAGAUCCUGCAAGAGGAGUUCGACAGACAUCAGGAUCUCCACUCCACUGCUUUCUACCUUUUUAUAGCAUCAAGCCGAGCAUUUGGCCUGUGGUUGGACUUUGUGUGUCUUGUGUACAUCACAUGCGUCACGCUGAGCUUCCUGGUCCUGAGGCAUGAUACGUUUGGCGGGAGCGUCGGCCUGGCCAUCUCGCAGUCCCUGGGGCUGACCGGCACCUUCCAGUGGUUCAUGCGGCAGUCCGCCGAACUGGAGAACCAGAUGACGGCCGUGGAGCGAGUCAUGGAGUACAGCAGCCUGGAGGACGAAGGGCCUCUGGAGGCUCCGCCAGAGAAAAAACCACCCAAGGAAUGGCCAUCACAUGGAAGAAUUGUUUUCAAAAAUGUGUACUUGUCGUAUUCUUCCGAUGAGCCACCUGUUCUGAAGAACCUGAAUUUCACUAUCAACCCUUCAGAGAAGGUGGGCAUCGUGGGACGCACCGGGGCCGGCAAGUCCUCCCUCAUCGCGGCGCUGUUCCGGCUGACCAGCGUGGAGGGCUCCGUGCUCAUAGACGGCGUGGACACAAAGACCAUCGGCCUGCACGACCUGCGCACCAAGCUGUCCAUCAUCCCCCAGGAGCCGGUGCUGUUCUCCGGGUCGCUGCGCAAGAACCUCGACCCCUUCGACCAGUACUCGGACGACGUGCUGUGGAACACUCUGGACGAGGUGGAGCUGAAGGAAGUGGUGAAGGACCUGCCGGCCGGCCUGAACCACAAGAUGGCGGAGGGGGGCUCCAACUUCAGCGUGGGCCAGCGGCAGCUGGUGUGUCUGGCCCGGGCCAUCGUCAGGAACAACAAGAUACUGGUCAUGGACGAGGCGACCGCCAACGUUGACCCACGGACGGACGCCUUCAUCCAGGAGACGGUGCGGCGCAAGUUCGCGGACUGCACGGUGCUGACCAUCGCCCACCGCCUGCUGACCGUCAUGGACAGCGACAGGAUCCUCGUCAUGGACGCGGGCAGCGCGGUGGAGCUGGACCGCCCUCACGUGCUGCUGCAGAGCCAGUCGGGGUUCCUGUGGGGCAUGGUGCAGGAGACGGGCCGGGCCAUGGCCGAGACGCUGGCCAGGAUUGCCGAGAAGAGUUACCACGACAAGGCGAGCUAGAACCGCGUAACAUGCCACUUCUCUACUGCAAAACAACCUCUACAUUUGGGGGUUUAGGGACAAAGGUUUGCAAAUUAUUUCUGCAGACCGCAAAGUGUAACCCACCGUCCAUUGUGGUGUCAAAGCUGAGCCUGAGCUUCCGAGCAGUUGGGUGGCAGCACGAACAUGCUCUUGCUAGUUGUCAGCUGAUCAGUGUGUGUACUUGGGCGGUUCUUGUGUUCUCCAUAGAUCACUGGAGGCCUGCUUGUGUCUUGCCCUUACGUCAGCAGGGUUCACCACAAAGUUUAAACUUUCAGUAGAAUGCUUCAAUUGUACUACAGGGUUAUGGACAUGUUGGCCAGUAUUACUCUAAACUGCCAACCUUUGUUCAUUUAAAAAUUUGAAAACAAUAAUGAUAGUAAGGAUUUUAGUCAGUCAGGAAACUAUUACUUAAUACAUUUUAAUGUUUUUUUUUUAGUGGAAUAUUAUUGUAAUUAUUGUUGAUUCAUGUUCAUUAGUUGGAACUUUUUUUGUGUGUUUAUUGUAGAAAAUGUAUUUGUAAACACUACUUAUAUUUGGUAAAAAUUUUAAUUUUUUUUUUGUUUAGUUUAGUUUGUGAGAAGUGGAUGUUCUGUCAUAAUCUUCUGUUGAAUCUUGUAUGUGAUAAUUUUGAACUUUGUCUACUUAAAGGUCAGAUCUCUUCAUUAUUAUGAUUAUUUGAGUAUAAAAAUAUUUCUAAGAGUGUUCAUGGAGUGUUCUUAGUAGGUAUUAGUGACAAGUUUUUGCCAUUUUCAGAUGCAAAUUCACAAAUACAGAAUACGUUAGCAAUACGCCCAUAAUUUUAUAUAUGAAACUGUUGAUGGCUCUAUAUCACUUUAAUGAGAAUAUUGUCAAAAUCUUAAAAAAUAUGCCUGAAUUGACUAGGCAUGGGUCAGAAUGAAAGGUGUUUUUUGUAACUUUGCUAAGCUUAGGUAUGAAAUGUAGAAAAAAAUCAUUAGAUCUGUGUAUUUAUUAUUUUAUAAUAACAAAAGUAUUGUUUAUUGGUCAUAUUGUGGAUCUGAAAUCUUGCAGGUACAAUUGUGCCUUAUCAUAUAGUUUUCUGUAUUGUAUAUGAACUACACAGAGAAAUAUUUUUAGUUCUUUUGAUGUCAUAUUCCUAAAAAUCCUAUUUGUUCCCAUACUUAUAGAAAAUGGAUACACCAUGAUAUGUUAUUCUUCACUGUUUGUAUUUUUUUUUUUUAUGUGCUUGUAUAAUUCGUAGUUGCUACUCGUUAUUUUUAUUUUUGUUGCAUCUAAUAGCCUUAGGAUGGUACGUAUUUGACAUUGUAAGCAAUAGGGAUGUUUCCUGAUUUUUUUUAUGGAAACAUUUCAAUAUUUGAUUAUUUGUAAAAAUCAGGAGAGAAUUUAUUGUUAAAACAAAAAGUUCUUUCAACAAGACAUGCAAAAUGAUCAAGUGGUGUUUUGCAUGAGUAAAUGCAUUAAGACAACUUCACUGAAUUUAGCAAAUUAAAGCCAUAAAUAAUGUUUAAAAUCUCUGCAUUAUGUAACUAACACUUAAUUACAUAGGUUUGUAAUGUGCACGUGUACAAGAGAAUACAGUAUUACACAAUAUUACAGUAAAACCUACGUAAUUUUAGGUUUCAAAAUACAGUACUGCAUAAAUUGAAGUCUUUGUCAUCCCCGAAGAGUGAGAAUAGGCUUUUGUGUUUGUUUGGUUGGAAUUUCAGAAAGAAAAAACGUAAUUGAAAGUAAAUUUUUCUUUAAAAGUUUAUAAACGUGCAGUUUUUAUACCAAAUGAUGCGCAACACCAACAUUCGCUGAAUUCAUGCGCAGGGUUGGAUGUGUGUGUGCUCUGUGGGGGAGGGGGGGAAUUCAGGAUGGGCUGACAAUUUUUUUUAUUACAAAAAAUGUGAAAAUACUAGGGGUGUGCGGGUACCUGAAAUUUUCGAUUUUGGUUUGGUUCCAUGAAUACCCGAACUCGCCCCAAUUAUCUUAAUUAGGGGUGUGCGGGAUCCCGACACUUUGUGAAAAAAGUCGGGAAAAUGGGCUUCCCGAAAUGCCGGGCGGGAAUUUUAUUACUCCCGAAUUUUUCGGGAAAUUGUUUAAAAAUUUACAAAUGUUUACUAAUCAUGUGAAAAUGUUUUCUAUCAAUUCAAACUGUUUUUAAAACAAUAUUUGUUAUGGAUUCGUACAUUUUUGAAGGGUUUCUGUACUAUGUAAACGCAAAACAUCUUUUAAACGUAUGCCGAUCGUAGCGACAGCUGUGGUGUGCAGUGAAUUAUGAUAAUCGUUUACACAUAUCUAAUUGGAAUAUAAAAAACGUACAUGGAGUACUUUAAAUAUUGUAUGCGUUCAUAAACAUAUUUCUUCAAGGGUACAAAUUUGCAAGAUACGUGAAUAGUCAGUUAUAUAACGUUAUUGCCGUUAGCUACAAGUGUAGCCGAUAUUGCUACGCGAGGAUGGUUUGUUAGAAAUAUGGUUUUCGGCCCCCUCGAAAUGACUAAUGUUUCUUUCAGACUGCUAUCAUGGAAAAAAUACCAACCCGAGUGCAUAAAAGUGGUAAGGUUCUUGACGUGCGUGAAAGUGUCAUGUCGAUCGUCUUCACAUUUCAGCCAAACCAAAUGGAAAAGAAAGCAUCAGCGAGGGAGUUAGCUGCAAGUCUUAAUUAAUUGUGUUUCCUACAGCAACCCACAAUAAAUUACAAAUUUAGUUCUUAACUUUUAAAGUAUUGUAUAUCUAUGUUUAACUAUGUUUAACUAAGCUGCCCAGUCGAGCAAAUAGUGCACUACCUUUAAAUGAUAAAUUACCGUAAAGCAUUAUCGCAUCUUUGUAUCAUUAAGAUCUGCGCUGUGUUGCACCGUACGUGAGAUUGUUCUCGGCCAAUGUUUUCCGAACGGCAUGAAGACUUCCAGGCCGUUGUUAUCUGCGGAGCAGGAAAGGCGGGACGUGUUGAUUACAAGGUCGCUGAGCUCUAGGGAGUCGACCCGCCAAGACGUCGCGCCUCUACAGUACUGGAGCUGUGGAUGUAGUGUGGUAUCAGUGACACAUAGUUUUGGCGUGCCAUUGAAAUAUUGUGAUCUCUAGACAUUUUUUUAAUAAUUUUCUUUUUUUUAAGAUCUGCAUUGUUUGUGUUAAAAAUAAAAGUACCGUAUUUACUCGCAUAAUGUCCACAGUAAUUAGGCUACAUUUUUGACCAAAAAAAAUGAGGUGCGGACAUUAUGAGGUGAAGUCCGGAAAAAGAAAAUUUUUCCCUCAAAAUUUUACGUUUUGUGUAGAGUAAAAAGAUUGUUCUCUCAUAAUUAGUUUACUAGCAGAGCGCUGGUGACUGGCGACCCUCCGCAGCGGACGUGAGAAAUGUGACAGGUGACGAGAUAAUUGGGUGCCGGCGAUUAGUGGAAGACGCCACUCAUAUUUUUUUUCUUCUCUCACUCGCGUGUGCGCACGCUUUGCGUGAAAAGAUAUUUUUUUAAUCUUUCAUUGAGAUGGCCACUGACGGCACAGGGCAAAUGUCUAAUGUCUGCAUUAGCCGGUGCCGGCGAGCCUCCCUCCCUCUCCCUUGCCCACUGUGUGUAUAAAAAAAAACCUGCGCAUGUACCCCCACCACUUCUCCGCUACCUCCCCUACUUUGUGACGUAGUGUGAGUUGACGUGUACUGACUUGUGCUAUAUAUAGCCCAUCCCCUUGCAACUGGCGUGACGUCGCAGGCAGCUGCGCAGUGGAAUGCGAGUUUCUGAGUCUGGACGGUUUCACCACGCUACAAAACCCUCUCAGCGACCGCUCCGGAGAAAUGAACAACUCAAGGUCAAAGCAUUGUUGACAGCGUCUGUAAUUUUCCAUCCCGUUACUGUGCCUUUCAGGGGUGGCCGAGGUUGCUUUGUCUGGUGCGGACUUUAUGCUGUAAAAAAUUCCAUUUCAAGUACCUAUUUAAAAAGAAAGGUGUGGACAUUAUGCGAUGGCGGACAUUAUGCGAUUAAAUACGGUAUCUUGCAUCAUAUUUCAGCAUAAUGUAACAUGAAAAUACCCUUAGAAAAAAAUUUUUUAUAAAAAAAAUGUAUUUAAACUAAAAACAUGUUUAUUCUGAUAACGGUUUGUUAUAUACAAAAUAAAACAGUUAAACGCCGAUUGCAAAUUUUGAUGUUUUUAUUUUUUUUUUUAAAUAGAAUGUUGCACAGACGAUUUCAAACACUUUCAAAAGAGGUUACUCAUUCAGUCCACAUACGUCUGCCCGUCGAAAAACUGCUGGUAGCUCGCAUGACGAGAAAUUACCGAAAAAUAAUAGCGUAGAUGAAGUCCUUCAGUAAUGUUUUACUGCAAGUACACGAAGAUGGCGCGACCUGGAACAGGGCCGCACCCAGCGAAAACGAAUCUCGCCCCGAGCCAAAACGCCUACGAAGGUGGCCGUAAUUUAUAAUUAUACCCGAAACGAAAUAUAUAAAAAAUUAGGUUGAUUUAAUAAUAGGCCUGGCUCCGACCACCAACGUGAAAUUAUCUCUUCAUAAAUUACAUUAUAAUUUAGCGAGAAGCCAUCGAACGCGACCUACUCGUCCAGCGUUCGAUAGACGACUGGUGAAAUCUGGCCACACUCUUCUCCACGCAGGGAGGAGAAGUCACCUGACCUCACCGACCAAUCACACGCACUCUUCAUUCACGCUACAGAUAUUAGCCAAUCACAGAACAAGUUACAACACAUGAAAAAAUCUUUUACAUACAGAACUCUGGACUUCCCCUAAUCUGUCUCUUUUCAAUUUCACAUAGAAAUCGGGGACUUCCAUUCUCGUUCUCUCUCCCACACCGUGAGACAGCAGUUAUCACUCAGUUCCCAUGCAGGGGGGGAAUUACCGUCUUUAUCUCGGUUGGCGGGGAAGCACUGUUCCUUUCUCACUCCCACUUACAGGCCUCUCAUGCCUCUCUUUCUAACCACCACUCCAGCCCAGACACAGUCCCGUGAUUUAUAAUUAUAUUACAACACGUUAAUAAAAAUUAAGAAUAAUAAUUAUAAUACCAAUUACUUUACAAAAUUAAACUUAUUGAGAAAAACCUGAAUAAGUAGGCCUAAACAGGUAAAAAUCUAGAACAGCGACUUCCUUGUGAAUAAUUACAUAAAAAAUAGUAUUGAUUGAAAAUGUCUAAUAAAAUAAUAAAUACCUUCUUAAAACACAUAGCAAGCAAAAAAUAUCAACCCUAAAAUAUAUAACAAACGGUAAAAUAUCAUUAAAAAGAUUUUUUAAGAAAUAUUUACAUGCAUAAAAAUAGUUUAAAAGAAAAAUUAUUUAAUUAGGAGGGCAGGGUUCUGCAACAUUACAUUCUUCAUAAUUGAAUUGAUUAAAUUUUAAAACUUAAGUCUGAGAAAUAAAAUUCACAAUUAUGUUGCUUCAGUUUUAUGUUAAUUGAAAUCACUGCUGAGCAUUUCCGAAAAGACUGAUAAAUCUGACACACUUGAUUGUUCUAAUUUUUCCAAUAUCACAGACGAUCGAUGAUGACUCAUUGUGAUCUCGUUGCCCUGCGGCAAUAACGUAAUCCGCUGUUUACGUCCGGUCUUUCCCUUGCCAGGAAUGUUGCCUGCAAGGGAAAUAAGUUACUAGUGAAACACCAACCCCACUACUACUGCUAUAUUAAUGGUGAUACGUUUUUGAGAGAAGUUGUAGAACAUUACUGUAGUUAAAAUCACCUGUACAUGAUAAAUAUAACUUUAUUCAGGUAAUUGAAAAUUAUACAAAUUUAAUUUCAAUGGGUUUGUUUUGAGGACUUUAAUACAAAAAUACAGUGUUACUGUUUUUUUUUUUAAGUUGUGAACACAUGAAAGGCAGCAUGUAGUGUAAUAGACACAUUAAAGCUAAAAAAAAAAAAAAAAAA
Molecule: messenger RNA, 10631 nt
Organism: Bacillus rossius redtenbacheri
Lineage: Eukaryota; Metazoa; Arthropoda; Insecta; Phasmatodea; Bacillidae
Product: probable multidrug resistance-associated protein lethal(2)03659
Exons: 26
Coding region: 756-4799 (1347 amino acids)
Biological process (GO): transmembrane transport
Cellular component (GO): membrane
Molecular function (GO): ATP hydrolysis activity; ABC-type transporter activity; ATP binding
Source: RefSeq, a predicted model, not a curated record